Molecule: messenger RNA, 975 nt
Organism: Hydra vulgaris (swiftwater hydra)
Lineage: Eukaryota; Metazoa; Cnidaria; Hydrozoa; Anthoathecata; Hydridae
Product: BAG family molecular chaperone regulator 1
Biological process (GO): protein stabilization
Cellular component (GO): nucleus; cytosol; membrane
Molecular function (GO): adenyl-nucleotide exchange factor activity; protein-folding chaperone binding
Source: RefSeq, a predicted model, not a curated record
AUUCGUUUGUUUACGAGUUUUGCGGACUUGAAGUCACCAUCUAACUUUUGGGUAAAUGGAAACUUGUAUCAACCAAAUAUGACUUGUGCAUAUAUUUGUAUAAAAAGUGACUCCAUAUUUUAAUAACUUAAAAAUUCAAUUUAAUUCAUCACCCUUAAAAGGAAAAAAAAAAAGUUUUAACACAUAUUUUAUUUUGCAUAUAACUAUAAACGCUAAGUGACAACCUAUUAAACUAUGGCUAAAGAAAUGCAGAAGUUUUAUAUAUCGCAUGGCUCCAAUAAAUUUAUAGUAGAACUUUCUUCGAAUUCUCCAACACUAAAAGAACUAGCUGAAGUGAUUGAAGAAAAAUGCAAUGUUCCAGUUAACAGGCAAAAACUUGUAUGCAAGGGAAAGACAUUGACUCCAUUAACUGCAACUUUAAAUGAGUUAAAAGUUUGUACAAAAAGCAAAAUCAUGGUUAUUGGAAAAAAGGUUGACUUAGCAGAAGAAGAAGCUCUAAGAACAAUAAGAAAAACAAAUGAAACUGCUUCUGAAUACCUAAAGAAACUUGAAGAUAUUAAACAAGAAAUAGACGGUUUAGAAAAAGGCUUUUUGGCAAAAGAAUUAUUGGCCGAAAGUUUAAUCAAACUUGAGAAAAAAAUCACAAUUUUAAUUGAAGAAUUUAUGACAUUAUUGGAUACUUUAGAUUCUUUAGUGUUAGAAGAGAGUUUUGUAGAUGCACGCAGUAAUCGUAAAUCUUUAAUUUCUAAAAUAAAUGAUUACAUUUCGCAAGCAGACCAGCACGAAGAAAAAAUAAAAGAAAUAUCUAAACUAUAGCUUUUAAUAAGUGAACCAAACAGUUUACGGAGAUGAAAUAAGUGACCUAAAUACUUGGAGAUAAAGUAAAAUUGAUUAAAAUCUUUUUUAAACGGAAAAAUUAAACGGAAUGUAAUGGAUCUAAUGACGUAACGAGAAAAGAUAAGAAAAAUGUGUUAA